Molecule: messenger RNA, 2151 nt
Organism: Prinia subflava (tawny-flanked prinia)
Lineage: Eukaryota; Metazoa; Chordata; Aves; Passeriformes; Cisticolidae
Gene: IST1
Product: IST1 factor associated with ESCRT-III
Exons: 10
Coding region: 310-1407 (365 amino acids)
Biological process (GO): protein transport
Source: RefSeq, a predicted model, not a curated record
AGGGUCUCCCACAGCCCCAGGGCCCGCCCCUAGGACCUCCUCCGCUUGUGCUGUGUGGGAUGUUCCCUCGGUGCCACCUAGUUGGGGAGGGGGAGGGAUUUCUCCCCUCAGCCCCUCGGGUGCAGCCGGCGGAGCUCAUGCAGGGCCUCCCGCGCAUUGUCCGAACUGGGCAACUGGGCCAGACGCGGGGAGUCUCGCUGAGCGGCUGGUGUGGCUGGCGGCCGUCCUGGCAGCCUGAUCCGGUCAUGGCUCGCUCCGCCCUGGGCAGUGCAGUCGCCGGCAAGCAGGGAUGGGGAGAAAGCGUUUAUCAUGUUGGGCUCUGGGUUCAAGGCAGAGCGCUUGCGAGUCAACCUGCGCCUUGUCAUCAAUCGCCUCAAACUACUGGAGAAAAAAAAGACUGAGUUGGCCCAGAAGGCAAGGAAGGAGAUUGCAGAUUACCUGGCAGCUGGAAAAGAUGAGCGUGCCAGGAUUCGUGUGGAGCACAUCAUCCGUGAAGAUUACCUUGUGGAGGCCAUGGAGAUCCUGGAGCUAUACUGUGAUCUGCUGCUCGCCCGCUUUGGCUUGAUCCAGUCCAUGAAGGAGCUGGACUCUGGCCUGGCAGAGGCAGUAUCAACACUGAUUUGGGCUGCACCACGCCUCCAGUCAGAAGUGGCUGAGUUGAAGAUUGUUGCUGAUCAAUUGUGUGCUAAGUACAGCAAAGAGUAUGGGAAGCUGUGCCGGACAAACCAGAUUGGGACAGUCAACGACAGGCUGAUGCACAAGCUGAGUGUGGAAGCACCACCCAAGAUCCUAGUGGAGAGAUACCUCAUCGAGAUUGCAAAAAACUACAAUGUGCCCUAUGAGCCUGACUCAGUGGUGAUGGCUGAAGCCCCAGCAGGCGGAGAGGCAGAUCUGAUUGAUGUGGGGUUCACAGAUGAUGUGAAGAAGGGUGGCCAUGGAGGAGGUGGAGGUGGUGGAUUUACAGCCCCAAUGAUAGGUCAGGAUGGGUUAGUACCCAUGCCAGUGAUGAUGCCCAUGCCCAUGCCAGCAACAAAUCCAGCUUUCUCCUAUCCACCUCCAAAGGGACCGGAGAACUUCAGUGGCCUGCCAGUGGGGACCUACCAGCCUUUCACUAACAUCCACCCACCACCAAUUCCGGCAAACCCACCCACAUAUGAGUCCAUUGAUGAGCCUAACACUGACAAGGACACUGCUGCACUAGUGCCUGGACCUGAGCCCAAGCCAGAAGCUUCUCCUAAACCAAAAGCUGGAGCUCCCAAUACCUUUGAUAACUUCGUGCUGCCUGAAUUGCCAUCUGUGCCAGACACGCUGCCAACAGCAUCUGCUGGCGCCAACUCUUCUGCUUCAGAAGAUAUUGACUUUGACGAUCUUUCAAGGAGAUUUGAGGAGCUGAAGAAGAAAACAUAAAACUUCCUGGGCUGCAGGAAGGAGGGGAAGGAGCUGUGACAUCUCUGAAACAGACUCCCUUUGCAGUUGGCUUCCUGUAUUAACCACCAAUGAACAUACUCUUUUUGAGCUCUCUUCCUGCUGUACUUACACCAAGUGCUGCCGCUUUCCUGAUCUUUGCUGCUCCAGGAGAUGAACUGUGGGGAAUGCUGUGAGAGGCAGGGAAGUGCCCCUGUCAGUCUGGGUAGCUGUAAGGGGGAGCUGCACAUGAUGGUCUGGGCACUGUUCCUGGCUGCCCCCAUGAUGGCUCCAUGCCUGCUUGCAGAGACUUUCUCUUGGGGAACCCUUGCUGACCUUUAUGGUGUUUUCAGUGGGGUCUGUUUGCAGAAGGGUGGCACUGGCACUGUCUGCCUGGGCCUAUGGGGGUAUGUGACUGGCCACACAGAGGGCAGAGCUAGGCAGGCUCUGCUACUGCCUGGGGGUUUUGAUGUAUUAGCGUUCCUCCCGCGUGCUGAGCUGCUGUGGACCACCGAGGUCUGGGGUCGAGGCAUGGAGGGCAGUGUGACGGGAUAUGCAGCAGCACCUUGUUUACCCUACCCGAGCCCGAGGCAUCCCGGGCUGUAACGUACCUGUUUGUGGCACUGUCUGCAGCUCUACCGUACUUGUCCGUGACGCUGCCCGCGGCUGUACACCACCUGUCCCGGCCCUGUCCGCUCGCCGGGGCUCGGGCCGUUUGUACCUCGUUCAAUAAAGCGCCGGCCGGGG